GCUUCUUGCACUGAGAUCAUUGUCAAACUUUAAAUAUGAUAAAUCAAAUUGAACAUCUGUGUGUCAAAUAUGUCACAUUGGGAACGAUCCGAAAAUUGUUUGUGUUUUUAGUAACGCUGAUAGUUUUCACAUAUUUUGCAUUUACUCCACGUGAUCACAAAAAGCAUUCCAAUUUUGAUUUCUGGGAGAUUUCUGAAGAUAUGCAGAUUAGGAUGAUGCAAAAUGGACAGCCGAAAUGGAAACCUGAGUUUCUGGGUCAAGUGAACAUGCACAUUUUUGAGGACUGGUGUGGAGGAUCUGUGGAUCAACUGAGGAAGAAUGAGAUGUUUCCUGAGUUCCCCCAUUCACGUACCACAAUCAGAAGGCUCGCUGUUCAUUCUGGAGGGGAAAGCUAUGGGCUGAGAAUCUUUGGCUACAUUAAUCCAAGAAAAAGUGGAGAAUACAUUUUUGCCAUUGCUUCUGAUGAUAACUCCGAAUUCUGGCUGAGUUCGGAUGAAAGCAUCAAAAACAUAAAACUAAUGGCUUUCCUUGGCAAAGCAGGAAAUGAAUGGGCUGUACCAGGGGAAUAUGAUAAAUUUGCAUCUCAGACAUCUGAGCCUGUAAAGCUCUCCAAAAAGCAACGCUAUUACUUUGAAAUCAUCUACAAGCAAAAUGAAGAAAUGGAUCAUUUGGAGCUUGCAUGGCGUCUCAACAAAGAAGACAGCGAUUUUGAAGUUAUUACUGCAGAGUAUCUGUCACUGUACAGUGAUGAGUCUUCUGCAAUGGCAGUGGAAAGUCACAUAAUCCCUCAUACAGCAGCUAGUCAAAGGUUACGCCCUGACCCCGACUCUAAACCUGACACCGACAUGGUCAAAGAAGACCCACGAGACAUCAGCUACAAGAUACCACAGCUACCGGAGUCCCAUCUGAAAAAUGUGUUUCCGAAAUGUUUUUCCUAUCCUAUUUACAUAUAUGAGAACUCUACAAUUAACAGAUACGAUGGUGUACGUCAUGUUCGCUACACCUCAGUGUACCCAAAUGACUACACAAGGCUUACAAAUGAAAACAAAAAAGCACAGAUUUGCUUUUAUCAAAAGGACAAAGCAUAUGAGCAGGGAGGUGGGUUUCAUCCAUACAUGAAAUUGGAAGAAAAUGGUGACGAAGAGCCUAAAAUAAACCAGCCAAACUGGCAGCAGGUCAUCAAUGUAAAGCCUGUAAAUUUCCAUUCAAUGCAGAGCAACAUUGCCGUCGACAACUGCAAAAGAGCUGGAAAUAUCAUAAUGUAUCAAAAAGAUGUCAUGCCUGUAAUUAAAGCCUUUAGGAAUCAACUGAAAUUAGACAUAAAAACACGUGAUCUGGUCUUGAAAAAAGUGAUGAAUGUGGAAAAGAAGACAAAGGCCGGUGUGGGCAGUCGUUACCUGCUGGAGAUGAAGAUGGAAGAUAAAGAGGGCAAGACUGUGCUUAUCUCUAAAUAUUUUUACACCACAUCUAGCCAGAUAAAUUCAGGACUGCCUGGCCUCUGCAUCCCAACAGACUUCACCUGGAACCCAAAGGCAAUGGUCAAUGUCAUCCUGACAGUAAAAAACCAAGGAAAAUGGGUCAUGUACUUUAUCCGAGAAAUGGAGAAAGUGUAUCAAGUCACAGGAGACAAAAACUUCAAUGUUAUCAUUACAGACUUCAAAAGCAGUGAUAUCGAUAUAGAAAAGGAACUGAAAAAUGCAAAAAUACCAAGCUACCAGUUUAAGAGCCUGGAUGGGAAUUUUGGCAAAUCAUAUGGAAUUCAAGCUGGAAUUGAUCUUGUAAAAGAUGACAACAGUAUUUUGCUCUUGUGUGACUUGCACAUCCACUUUCCUCCAUCAAUAUUAGAUCAAGUGCGCAAACACAGCAUACUGGGGAAGGCUGUAUAUGCUCCUAUCGUGAUGAGACUGGAAUGUGGAGCCACGGUAAAAGCUCCCACAGGUUUCUGGGAAACUGAAGGCUAUGGUCUUUUGGGGAUUUACAAAUCAGACAUGGUCCAGGUUGGAGGCAUGAACUUUAAUGAUUACAAGGAGGCGUGGGGAGGAGAAGACUGGGAGCUACUCGACAGAAUCGUAAUACACAAGUUGGAGGUGGAACGACUGCAUGUGAGGAAUUUUUUACACUUCUACCAUUCGAAACGAGGCAUGUGGAAUGCAGAAUAAAGCUUGGACACUUGUUUUGACCCAGGCUUGGAUUAAUAAGCAAUUGUGAAUAUUGUUUUUAAAGUCUGUACAGUUUUGUGUAUAUAAGGUUUGAGAAUAUUUAUUCUCUUUUACACAACAUUUUUACAUCCUUUAACCAUUUUUCAUAUUUUAAAACGCUAAUGAUUGCAUCAGAGCGAUGCAUCGCAGUUUGCAGUUAUACUGUGACCAAAAAUAUCUAUUUUAAAUAGGCAUCCGAUUGUAGUA
Messenger RNA from Silurus meridionalis, 2405 nucleotides. RefSeq names its product beta-1,4-N-acetyl-galactosaminyl transferase 3a (gene b4galnt3a). Gene Ontology annotation, molecular function: acetylgalactosaminyltransferase activity. Lineage: Eukaryota; Metazoa; Chordata; Actinopteri; Siluriformes; Siluridae. The record is from RefSeq and is a predicted model, not a curated record. Bases 36 to 2159 code for a protein of 707 amino acids. Gene Ontology annotation, cellular component: Golgi cisterna membrane. The transcript is spliced from 20 exons.